Messenger RNA from Syzygium oleosum, 668 nucleotides. Its product is annotated as wax ester synthase/diacylglycerol acyltransferase 9-like. The transcript is spliced from 3 exons. Gene Ontology annotation, cellular component: plasma membrane. Gene Ontology annotation, biological process: triglyceride biosynthetic process. Gene Ontology annotation, molecular function: diacylglycerol O-acyltransferase activity; long-chain-alcohol O-fatty-acyltransferase activity. The record is from RefSeq and is a predicted model, not a curated record. NCBI's taxonomy places the organism in Eukaryota, Viridiplantae, Streptophyta, Magnoliopsida, Myrtales, Myrtaceae. The coding region runs from base 151 to 474 and encodes 107 amino acids.
UUUGCAUUCUUGCAUGUGCCGAUACCGAAGGUGAAACAGGGCGAUUCUCAGUACUCUGAUCCUUUGAAGUUUGUCCACAAAGGUCGUGAGGUGAUCAAGAGGAAACGGAGCUCCUUCGGUGUAGUCCUCACAGGGAAGCUACUUGAGAUCAUGAAAAAAUGUAGAAACGCAGAGGUAGUAGCAAAGCACAUCAGCAGGACAUUGAGAAACUCAAGCAUGGUCAUCUCCAACGUUAUGGGGCCAAUGGAGAAAUUGUCUCUGGGUAAUCAUCCUGUUAAAGGCUUGUACUACACAGUCGCCGGCACACCUGAGAGUCUCAGCGUAACGAUCUUCAGCUAUGCGGGAAAUCUGAGAGUAGCUGUGCAAGCUGAGCAAGGCUUCAUAGACUCCGAGCUCUACACCCGCUCGCUGCACACCCGCUCGCUGCUUGAUGCUUUUGACAUGAUCUUUCACGAUGCAUGUGGGAAGCAGUAGAAGCCAUUCCCAUUCCUAUUAUUCCACUGUGCAACGCCUUCUAUGAAACCCUAAUUCUAUUUCCCUUGUUUUUGGCAAUGAUAUUGUUCAAGUGGAUGAAUCGAGAAAUCGAGUCUUGGGGAGCCAAACUAAUCCCAAAACGAGGUCUCAAGUUAAAAAUUUAACGCGUGACUUGUUAUCGCUAUUCCUGUUAA